Messenger RNA from Eremothecium sinecaudum, 945 nucleotides. RefSeq names its product histone acetyltransferase (gene SAS2). The transcript has a single exon. Gene Ontology annotation, molecular function: histone acetyltransferase activity. The record is from RefSeq and is a predicted model, not a curated record. The coding region runs from base 1 to 945 and encodes 314 amino acids. Lineage: Eukaryota; Fungi; Ascomycota; Saccharomycetes; Saccharomycetales; Saccharomycetaceae. Gene Ontology annotation, biological process: regulation of DNA-templated transcription.
AUGAGGUCCUCUAGUGCAUCUGAUAACAACGAACUGUAUGGAAUUUUAGAAAAACGUAACAUUAAUGAAGUACAAUUCGGCAUUGAAAAACGAUUUAAAACUUGGUACGGUAAUGCUGUAUAUUUUGCAAACGAUAGGAAAACGUUAGGUUAUAAGAGUAAGAGUACAUCAAUGACUGAAAAAGGUAAUGAAAUAAAAACCGAGGAGGGUCAAUAUUGGCUUGAUCUUUUAUAUGUUUGCGAGUACUGUUUUAAAUACUAUGAUGAUGGAGAUGAGUUACUUACGCAUGAAAAAAUCUGUAUCUACAAGUCUAAGGCUCCAGGAAGAAUAAAAUAUGCAAGCCCUGAGUAUACUAUUAGAAGAGUCAAAGGAACUAAACACGAGUUAUUAUGCCAAUGUAUGUGUUUAUUUACUAAAUUAUUUUUGGACAAUAAGUCGGUUUAUUUUAAGUUGACUAGUUACGAAUUUUACAUUGUCUAUCAGAAUAAGAGCACGAAACCAUUGGGAUUCUUCUCAAAAGAUUUAUACUCUUAUCAUAAAAAUAACUUAGCAUGUAUUCUAGUGUUUCCUCCGUAUCAGAAAAUGGGGUUGGGGACGCUCCUGAUAGAAUUUUCGUAUAGACUUUCCAAGCAUGAAGGACUUAUUUCAGGACCCGAACUUCCGCUUUCUCCAUUUGGGUUAAUAGGUUAUUUGAAAUACUGGUCGUUUGCAAUUCUCUGGUGUCUGACUGAAGGAGAGUUAUCAGGUGUAGCUAAAGUUUCUAUAGAAAACCUCUGCGAAGUUACUGGUAUAAGGGUUGCUGAUGUUAUAAUGACCUUGAAACACUUGAAAUGCCUGACCAAUGAUAAUGAAAUAUUACUGCCUGCUGUUAGGAAGAAAGCCAAGAAUUACAAGGUUGAGCGAGGGUUUAUGAUCCAAGACCGCUAUUUGUUGAUUGAUGACUAA